AGCUCUCCAGGUCACCCGCUAAUGUAUUGUAAAUGUCGCCUCACCCAUCAAUUUAUCUCUCCUGUGAAAUCUAAUCAUGCGGCAGAUACGCGAACUAAAAUAGGCGAAGAAUUCAGCCUCUGCAUAUCUGUCGCGAGGGCGUCACCCUAAGCUGAAGCUACCGAUAUUCGUAUAAUGUGGGAGCCUUACAGGCUAAAGUACAUCACUGUUUAUCGCUAAUUGUGUACUAUCACUGUUCAGCAGACGGCGCGGGUAGGCCGCGGAGGCAAGCAGCAGCUUGAAGAAUCUGACCGCACAUAGGUUUCUUUACUAGUGUCCACGUGGCGAUAGUUUAUUUGGCACAGCGCACUGGCCGGCACGAUCGACGGAUAGCGCCUACGUAGGAUUUAGGAACGACGUGCACCGCUCGUCGGUUUUUGAGGCGCGUUGAUCAGCAAAGUGCAGCCUUUCCUGUUGUAGCAUCUGCGGUCGAGGAGAGAACAGCCCGUCAACAUUUCGUCAAGAUCCCGUCAACAUCCCGUCAACAUCCCGUCAACAUCCCGUCAACAUCCCGUCAACAUCCCGUCAUCAUUCAAUUGUAGCGACCGUGUGGGAUGAUCAGCGGUGUGUCACAUUUACACUCGCUGUAGUCACACAUAACCUCUUCACUCCUCGCCUGAUCCGCCUACUCACACUCCCCAUCGCAUAGCCCGCAGCACGGGUAGAUGAGCGAUGAAGCCGAGUGGUAACCCGCUCAGCCUCAACAUCGGAUCCUCCUUCGCCACGUCGUCAACCGCUCGCCCGGCCGCCACAUUCCGGUCGCGGCCGUUCCCAGGAGCUUCCGCCACAUUCUCCUCUUUCCUUUCCCACUCAUCCUUCUCAUUCCCCUCCCUGCCCCCCUCCUUCCCACGCUCCCUCUGGCCCUUCUCCUCCUCCCUUCCCGCUUCCUCAUUUUCCGCCCCCCAUUCCUCCUUCCACCCCUCCUUCCCCUCCCGGCCGUCCCACUCCCUUCCCUUCUCCUUCUCCCCCAUCUCCGUCUCCCUACCGAAGCUCCUCCUCUCUCUCAUCCUCUUCUCCCUCCUCCUCCUGCUCGCCCCCCUCCCCAAGUGGCCCAAACGCUUCCACUCGCCUUUCUCCGUCAUCCCCCCUCCCCCCGACGGCCUCUCCUUCCUCCCCUCGCGCUGCCCGGCCGCCUGCUCGCGCCACGGCUCCUGCAACGAGGAGGCGGGUAGAUGCGACUGUUUACCCGGGUACACGGGGGUGGAUUGCACGGAGCUGGGGUUACCCUCGUGCCGGUACUCGUGGGGGGUGGAGAUCCCGUGCUUCCUGCCGUCGUCGUGUGACUGCGCUCUCGAGUGCGAGCGCUUCUUCCUGCCGCAUGACGAGUACUGCUUCCCCAAUAACGGCACGUUGUGGAAGGAGCGGACGAUCGGAGCCAUCGUGACGCGCAUGCCCCUGCACCUGCAGACCGACGGCAACGGCACUGAAACGGGGCCCAGAGAACCCUUCAGUAUAGGCACACCCACAGACACCCACAGCGACAGCAGCAGCAGCAGCAAUGGGCCUGCGGUCCACCCAGCAGCGGCGAUCACGGCGUCGCCGCUGCUCUUCCCGUCCGUGCCCCUCCCCGCCCACCCCUUCCCCUGGCUCGUGCCUCUCAACAACUGCCCCAACUACUGCUCCGGCCGCGGCCUCUGUGAUGCCACCUACUGGGAGUGCAGGUGCCCCUGGUACCACGACGGCAGCGGCUGUGAGGACGACAGCUACUCAGUGGCGUGUCUCAACGAGUGCUCCCAGCGGGGCGACUGCGAGGGGGGCGUGUGCCAGUGCCAGGCGGGCUUCUUUGGCGCCGACUGCUCGCUAUACUACAACGAGGAGCUGCGGUUAAGGAGGCUCCCUGGGUCGCCUUUUCCCUGGGCCGACCUACCAGAGAUCGACACGUUCACAGCAGCAUCUUCACCAGUCCCAUCAUUAUCAGUAUCAUCCCCAUCAGCAGCAGCAGCAGCAGCAGGAAGCCAGCUUCCACUGUCGCUCCAAAACCAGCCGCAGCAACCAGGGCAAGAGCAACAAACCCUGGAACAACCACCGGCCCAGCAGGCACCACAGCAGGAGCAGCAGCAGAAUCAAGUGGGAGCAGUAACAACAGCGGCAGCAGGAGCAGCAGGAGCAGCCGCUGCAGCAGCGGCAAGGCUGAAGGUCUACGUGUACGAGCUGCCCCCGCACUUUAACACGUGGCAGAUGCAGCACUCGCCGUACAUCGACCACCCCGAGGCCCUCUGGUUCUGGGAGCGGCUGCUGGCCAGCUGCCACCGCACCAUCGACCCCCGCGAAGCCGACUUCUUCUACGUACCGCUCUUGAUCCGCAACCGUGACAGUGGAAAACAGCGACUAAUUUCGGAAGCAAUUUCCUUUAUUCGCUCCCUCGGCCCCUUCUGGGACGCCAAGGGGGGCGCAGACCACAUUUUCCUUGUAAGCGAGGAGUUCGGCAAGUGCGGGUUGGAGCACUACGGGGAAGAGGACCCCCGGCUAGCGUCCGCAAUCACCCUGACCCCGUGGGGGUAUACUCGGAACAUGCUCAGGAUGGCAGAGGGCGGGCCGUGCUUCCGGCCCGGGCAGGAUAUAGUGAUCCCACCCUCGGCCCACCUGAGGUUCUUAUCGAAUGUGACUAUGGUGAGGGAGGCAGGCGGGCUGCCGGGAUUGGUCAGGGAGAAUGUUAGGGAUGGGGAGCAGCAGCAGCAGCAGGAGGGGCAUCACGAGGGGCAGCAGGGGGAGGGGAGCAGUGAGCAGGGGCAGCUAGGAAAGGAACGGCAGUACCUUUUGUAUGUGAGGGGGCUGAAUGUGAGCGAUGACAGUGGAGGGUGGGGCGAGGAGACCCAGCACGAGGGGCAGGAGCAGCAGGAGCAGCAGGGGGAACAGCAGGAGCAGCAGCAGAGGGAGCAGCAGCAGAGGGAGCAGCAUCAUGGGGAGCCGCCGUUCAGCUUUGGCGUGCGGCAGCGGGUGUUUGAGCUGUACGCGGGGCGGGACGGGGAGACGGGCUUUAAGGUGGAGGUGGUGCCGGAGGGUGGCGACGAGCUGGCGUAUGGCGGCAUGCAGGAGAGCGUGUUCUGCCUCGCCACGGCGGGGCAUGGCUGGCAUGCAUCGCUCGCCAUGGCUGUCAUGGCGGGCUGCGUGCCAGUUGUCAUUCAGCCGGAUGUGCUGCUUCCCUUUGAGGGAGAUGGGGUGGAUUGGAGCCUGCUCUCGUACCGACUGAGCAUCCGCGACAUCCCUCAACUGCACGAGCGCCUUCAGGCCAUUCCACCGGAAGACAUUGAGGUCAAGCAAAAGCGCCUGCAACAGCUCUGGCCGCUUUUUAUUUGGUCAGCUCCGCAGUUCAACCCGGUUGAUUUUCUGCCAGAAGGGGCUCAGAUGCUUGUCACGAAAGUGCUUGCGCAGUAUGAUGCGUUCAGUGCAGUUAUGUUUGCGUUGGCUAGAAGGGUAGGGAAAGCAGGAGGGAGGGACUCGCUCGUGGACUGGUACAAGGAUGGGGAAACAGGAGAGUUGCAACAUAUGAGCUGAAAGCUCAAUUAUAGAUGUGGGUAUAUUGGGUGCCCAUUUUCAUGAGGUGAGUUCAAGGAACAUUCUUUGUCAAAUU
This is a messenger RNA of Closterium sp. NIES-67, 3610 nucleotides long. NCBI's taxonomy places the organism in Eukaryota, Viridiplantae, Streptophyta, Zygnematophyceae, Desmidiales, Closteriaceae. The record is from the annotation of a GenBank genome assembly.